AUGCUUAACAAUACCGCCAAAGCGGAAAUCGAUAUAAUUUUCUUUAAUCGUUUGGAAAAAGUGGGCAGCCAAUCGAUGAGCCAACUCUUGCGAACUUUAUCGCGAAUUCAUAAAUUCACAUAUAAUAUAAAAGUUCGCAAUGUGGGACAAAUUUUGGAUACGAUUGAGGAGCAGCGAGAUUUAGCUGAAGAAAUUUUGGACUACGGUAUACCGAAUGCUUUUACGAUGCAUAGAAAUUUUAUAAAUUUCACUGAUUUGGAUCUACCGAAACCCAUAUACAUUAAUCUGGUGCGCCAUCCAAUUGAAAAGGUCAAAAGUGCUUACUAUUAUUUGCGGCAUCCGUUCAUUUACAACAAUAUGUUGUUAAGAAAUCCGUCAAAGCCGACAAAAAAGUACGAAUUUUUCAAUUUAUCUUUCAACGAUUGUGUGCGUGAGGGUAAAAUACCCGAUUGCAUAUUUGAACCGCAUACGCAAUUUAAUAGUGAUUGGCGUCGUUUUGCGAUGCAUUUUUGUGGAAAUCAACCGGUUUGCAAGUAUCUCUAUACAUUGUAUCCAGAUCUAUUGAAUAAUACCAAAAAAGCCGAGAUCGAUAUUCUUUUCUUUAAUCGCCUCGAGAAAGUAGGCUCACAGUCAUUGUCUGUACUUUUGAAUACGCUAUCGAAGGAAAAUAAUUUUGUACCAUAUCGUAAUUCCGCGGCCGCACAGUUUCAUCCAAAUUUAGUAGAUGUUGAGAAUCAACGACAAACUGUUGAAGAAUUAAUUGGAGAGAAUGUAGCACUUUCAUAUGUAGAACAUAUGAAUUGGAUCAAUUUCACCGAAUUCGGUCAACCAAAACCGAUCUAUAUAAAUCUGGUGCGUCAUCCUAUCGAAAAGGUUGUAAGCGCUUACUAUUACAUACGCCAUCCGGCCGUUUUUGCCUAUUAUGUUCAAAAUGGACAUCCAAUGGAAGACAAGGCAUAUUUCGAUACAAAUUUUAAUGAUUGCGUUAGAGAGAAGCGCAAAGAAUGCACCUUCGAUUCACAUAAUCCCUAUAAUGCGGAUUGGCGAAGAUUUGCAAUGCAUUUUUGCGGAAAUUUCGAAAUAUGCGA
Messenger RNA from Rhagoletis zephyria (snowberry fruit fly), 1088 nucleotides. RefSeq names its product heparan sulfate 2-O-sulfotransferase hst-2-like. Gene Ontology annotation, molecular function: sulfotransferase activity. The record is from RefSeq and is a predicted model, not a curated record. Lineage: Eukaryota; Metazoa; Arthropoda; Insecta; Diptera; Tephritidae. Gene Ontology annotation, cellular component: membrane.